ACAGUUACAUAGUUAUUUUAGUUUCGAAUUCUACAACAGGAAGUAAAUUACACAAUUAAAAAUAACCAAUACGCUUUAUCAUAUUUAUGCGACUAAGUGUACAAUUGUUUCGAGGAAAUGUUUUUCAGUUUAAUGUGGCAACCAGUUAACUAAGUAAUUAAUUCUCUCAUCAGAAUCCUCGCAUAGUUGUGAUAUUUUCUAUAUAAAGUAUGUGAUCGAUGAUUUUGACUGUCCAGAAAUGACUGUCAUAUAAUGUCUUGGGAUAACCGACUGUUGGAACUGCCGUAUAAACCUUUAAUGUGACUGACAGAACGAAACAUGGAACAGAAGGUAACAGAAUUCCAGUCCGCCGUAGAUAAUAUACAUACAACCGGUGAAUUCAUUUUAAAACGACUCAACCAGUUACGUUUGUCAGAUGGCGGACAUAGCGACUGUAUUUGCAACCAUCGGACAGACACACUGAGCACAGAGAUCAUUGCGCUGCAGUCACAAUACAAGGAACUUGAAGAUAAAAUCAGUAAAAGAAAUGACAAUCAAUUAAGCGAUGGCGCUAAGUCGUUGAACGAAAGACUAGAUCUGAUAGAAAAUGCACUGUUUCCGGGCAAAACAGAACACUCAAAAACCAGGACUGAUCAUAUGACAAACAAGAACAAUAACGUACUUCAUAAGACAAAAUCAGUAGAUUGGGGUGGACAAACGGAUCCAGUUUUACUAGAUGCUGCAGUGAAAACGAAAACAAACGCUGAGGCUAAUAAAAAAGAGUGUCGAGAUUUACCAGCCGAAGUAGGUGAAACAUUUAAAUCAGUCGACGUAAGUGAAAGUAAACUUCUUGUGACUUCCAUCGAUCGGGAUGAGAAAAUGACUUUAGACCCCUUGAUUGGAGUCUCAGAAGAACAAACAAAUAACAGUAAGGAUUCACAAACCGGUAAAGAAUAUGUAUCAAACGAAUAUGAUGUAGCUAAGGAGAAAGCUAUACCAAUGAAGAAUGACAGUAAAAGAAAGAGAACAGAGCUGCCAGAAGGAAAAGAUAUGCCAUUGAAAACAGACGCGGAAAACAAGAGCGAUAGAGAAAAUAAACUGUCAGGAAAAAGCCGCGGCACUAUUACCAAACCAAACUUUAUGAAAACCAAACAACAAACAGUGAAAACGGUGAAACAAGAGGUAAAGUUGGUUUAUGAUGGAGAAAAACAUUGGCGAUAUGUUGCACAAAACGAGCUUGACAGAAGUCGUACCAAAUUUCAAUUCCUAGAAGGUGUGCACUCUAUCAUUUGCUUGGACAUAUCAGAGAGUAUGGCUCAGUCAAAUGCUUGGAGAGAAGCAUGUACAUUCUUGACUGACUAUCUUACAGGCCUAGAAAAUAUGUCAAAGUCAAAUUCGAUAGAUCUGAAAACCGAGUACGUUGCUUUUGUAACAUUUGGACACGAAACAAUCAUUCAACAGGGAUAUACGGAUAGUUACGAGGACGUCCUGAAAAGACUAGGUGAUGUAAAACUGGGUGGGCCAACUCAAAUGUAUGGUGGAAUUCUGAUGGCUUUAGCUGCAGCGUGGUCCUCUAUACAUCGGAUCGAACGCCUCGGUAACGGUUCCAAUGUUUUUACCAAAAUUAUUAUGGUGACAGAUGGUAGGCCAACAGAAUCAGAAUUAAUUGCUGGUCCAGAUAUUCCAGACAACAGUAAAGUUGACGAGACUAAAGCAAAAAUAUUACAAGAAAUGGAAAGAUUUAGGAAGGACCAUGAGGAUUUAUUCUUUGUUCCGGUUGGCAAUGCAGACCUGGAGUUUAUCAGUACCAUGGCCGCUUGUUCGUGCGGAAUGGCUCUAGACUACAAACAUGGAAAGCGGUUUGCGAGGAGACAAUACUUGACUGCAAAGUUAGUGGAUCCACUGGGUUUGAUGGCGGGCAUCAUGACACAUGGUUCUGAGUCUGAGCUUUCUAACGAAGACAAGAAAGACUUGAGAAAUAUACAAGAAAGGGAAAAGCGUCACUUUGCGGAUAAUGUUACAGGUGUAGGUGUAAGAGAGAUGUAUGCUGAGAGUAAAAGUAAACAUUUACCGCCCAUCGGAAGCCGCGUCCGUAGAGGUCCUGACUGGCACUACGGAACCCAAGAUAGUCAUGGUCUUGGAACGGUUAUAGGUCAUACAGAUGAUGAGCUUCAGGUAUGGGUGGAAUGGGACACCAAUGGACAUCAGAACAUAUACAUGUAUGGACUAGGAGGUUAUGAUGUGCUUAUAGUGGAUGAACCAAGGACGUUAAAACCAGGAGAGAUGAUUGCUGUUGGCUGUGAAGUGAAACCAGGCAAGGACUGGAGAAGUUCAGAAGGGAAUAUGAAUCGUGGGGUAGUCAUAAAGUUGGAUAAAAGAAACAAGAAAGCAACAGUUCGUUGGAAUAAUGGUAAAAGAGGAGAUUACACGUACGGCGACGGCGCCUUGCAGGAGGUAGACGUAAAGACGGAAGCUGAAAAUCUAAGUGACGGCCGCUACUCCAAAAAUUCGAGUUCAGCUUCAAGCAACGACUGGGAAACUUCUACAGGCAUGACCAUUGAAGAAUUCGCAGUUAAACAGAUGAAGAAUAAAAAUAAAAACUCAAAAUAGUUUGAAAAAAUUUUACCAACAUGUGAUAAAAUACACAUAGUAGCAUGGUCAAUUGAAAUAGCAUUUACAAAUAUGUUGAAUCACCAGUAAAUGUUGUUACCUGCGGCAUAUUGGAAUACAACAAGUAGUAUAGCACAUGGGGACUGAGUGAUUUCACGUGACUUUUUACCGAUAUGCGAUUGGCUUAUCGCAUUUAUGGAACGCCGUUUUAGCAAUAUAGCUGGCACUCUAUAUGAUAUAUAGUAAAAUAUUUGUGACCUGAAUUCCUCAUUUAUUAAUUUCAUAUAAUUUAUUCAAACUUUCAGCAAUGAUUAAUAUUGAUACCUAGUUGUGCAUAAGGAUUUUUGUGUUAAUUUCUCCUCAGUUUCCUAGAGUAUGGUCCUGUGUUGUCAACGAAGUGCUGGUGAAGGCAUGAUCAAAUUUGUGAAAGCUCUUGUAAAGUAUUUCAAUAUAGCCAAGGAAUGUAAACCUGUUGAGCUAAAAGUUAUGUUAUACAUGAAAGGAAAAUAUAGUUAUUUUUGCUUAAAACAGUUACUUUCAGAAUUAAGAAAUACAUAUUUCAUUGAUCUACUUGUAAAUCAUGUAGAACUGAGUAAUAUUUCCUACAUUAAAGCGUAAUGGUGUAAUAAAACGAAAAAAAACAAGAACGUUAUUCACCCAUAAGUUACUUUUUAGGCUGAGUGGUCACACAUAUAUACAUCCAUAACAAUUUCUGGUUUGUAUAACUUCUGGCCGCAGGAAAUCUUUCGACUUGUUACAUACUGGACUGGCAUUUCCGAUUUCUGGUGAUUUCACCUGUGCUGGGAAUCUCCAUCUUACAUGAUGACUCUCGUGCUGUAAAUAACAUAUAACGAACUACAUCUAUGUAGUAAUUUCGUGCAGUAAUCAUUAUUUUUACAUAGAACCGAAUAAAAAUUAAAUACCUUGUUAGUUCUUCGUUAUUCCACAUACGAUAUUUUUCGAAAAUAAAAAAAAAACGUUUCAUUGAAGAUGAUAAAACAAAACCUGCGCUUUAUUUGAUUCUAUUUUACCGUUAUGUGUAGAAUAUGGCAUGCAAGAAAAAGAUUCUAUCACUGGUUAUAAGUGCAGGUGGGAAUACCCGGCUCUCGUGUAAUUGUUCACGGGGUAACUCGGCAGUGCCUCAUUUACAGUUACACUCGAGCUUGGAUCUUUCGACCUGCAUCUACAACCAGUGAAAGAAUCUUGUAUUCAAACAUAAGUGAAAAUAUCCACUAUUACUGUUACUAUUAUAAAACCGCUAGAUACCCGUAUUUGAAUACUGACUUUUCAUUUGAAGAUUUUUGUUAUUUUAAGAACUAAAAGAUUCCGAAAAACCAUACAUUAAUUCACGUAUUUUUUUUUAUCGACGCCCGUUUUUAUCUUAUUUACAGAUUUAAAUGAGAAUCAUUUUAAUUUCUUCAACGAUCAGUUGUUUUUAAUGUGUAGUAUUUUUAUUUCCAUUAGUGAUGCUCAGUGAGCGUUGUUUUGUGUGUAGAAUUUCUAUUUCCAUUAAUGCUACCCAGUGAACGUUGUUUAGUGUGCAGAAUUUUUGCUUCCAUUAGACUAAGUGCUACCAUGUGAGCGUUGUUUUGUGUGUAGAAUUUCUAUUUCCAUUAAUGUUACCCAGUGAGCAUUGUGUUGUAUGCAGUAUUGUCAUGAACACCACUCGGUGAGCAUUGUUUUGUGUGUAGAAUUUCCAUAUCCAGGACUAUUUUUCAAUAAAAACAACUUAGUGAG
Molecule: messenger RNA, 4326 nt
Organism: Mercenaria mercenaria
Lineage: Eukaryota; Metazoa; Mollusca; Bivalvia; Venerida; Veneridae
Exons: 20
Coding region: 319-2589 (756 amino acids)
Biological process (GO): protein ubiquitination
Molecular function (GO): ubiquitin-protein transferase activity; metal ion binding
Source: RefSeq, a predicted model, not a curated record